Messenger RNA from Echinops telfairi (small Madagascar hedgehog), 4475 nucleotides. RefSeq names its product solute carrier family 39 member 14 (gene SLC39A14). Gene Ontology annotation, biological process: intracellular zinc ion homeostasis; zinc ion import across plasma membrane. The record is from RefSeq and is a predicted model, not a curated record. Gene Ontology annotation, cellular component: membrane. Bases 103 to 1575 code for a protein of 490 amino acids. Gene Ontology annotation, molecular function: zinc ion transmembrane transporter activity. The transcript has 9 exons. Lineage: Eukaryota; Metazoa; Chordata; Mammalia; Afrosoricida; Tenrecidae.
AUCUGCUGCUGGUGGAGGCUGCGGUGCGCCCCAGGGCCUUGCUGGUGUCCUUGCGCCGGGCGCAGGUGACGUCCGCUUGGAGCUCAGGCUUCCUUGGUCACCAUGAAGCCGCGGCACCUGCUCUUCCACGGCUGCCUCCUCUUGGCCCUGCUCGGCUCUUGGAGAACUGCUCCUGAGGCUCAAGCGCUGUCUGCGGGGGCACCGGCCAUCAGUGCCGCCUCCUUCCUGCAGGACCUCAUGCGUCGCUAUGGUGAGGGGGACAGCCUUACCCUGCAGCAGCUGAAGGCCCUACUCAACCACCUGGACGUGGGUGUGGGCCGAGCGAACGUCACCCAGCCAGGGCCGGAGCAGAAGAACCUCUCCAGGUGCUUCAGUUCUGGGGACCUCUUUGCGGCCCACAAUCUUAGCAGCCAGUCACGGAUCGGGAGCAGCGAGUUCCAGGAGUUCUGCCCCACCAUCCUCCAGCAGCUGGACUCCAAGGCUUGCACCUCCGAGAAGCAGGAGAAUGAGGAGAACGAGAAGACGGAGGAGGGGAAGCCAAGCACCCUGGAAGUGUGGGGACACGGUUUCCUGUGUGUGACCGUCAUCUCCCUGUGCUCCCUCUUGGGGGCCAGCGUGGUGCCCUUCAUGAAGAAGACUUUUUACAAGAGGCUGCUGCUCUACUUCAUAGCCCUGGCGAUUGGAACCCUCUGCUCCAAUGCCCUCUUCCAGCUCAUCCCCGAGGCUUUUGGCUUUAGCCCCAUUGAAGAUAAUUACGUCUCCAAGUCUGCAGUGGUGUUUGGGGGCUUUUACCUUUUCUUUUUCACAGAGAAGAUCUUGAAGAUGCUUCUUAAACAGAAAAAUGAGCAUCAUCAUGGACAUAGCCAUUAUGGCUCUGAGGCACUGCCCUCCAGGAAGGACCAGGAAGAGGGGGUGACAGAGAAGCUGCAGAACGGGGAACUGGACCACAUGAUCCCUCAGCACCGCAAUAGCGAGCCGGACGGCAAGUCCCCCUCGAUGGAUGAGAAGGUCAUUGUGGGCUCGCUCUCCGUCCAGGACCUUCAGGCUUCCCAGAGCGCGUGCUACUGGCUAAAAGGGGUCCGCUACUCUGAUAUCGGCACCCUGGCCUGGAUGAUCACCCUGAGCGACGGCCUCCACAAUUUCAUCGACGGCCUGGCCAUUGGUGCCUCCUUCACCGUCUCUGUCUUUCAAGGCAUCAGCACCUCCGUGGCCAUCCUCUGUGAGGAGUUUCCGCAUGAGCUCGGAGACUUUGUGAUCCUGCUCAAUGCCGGCAUGAAUAUCCAGCAAGCUCUCUUCUUCAACUUCCUCUCCGCCUGCUGCUGCUACGUGGGCCUGGCCUUUGGGAUCUUGGCCGGCAGCCACUUCUCUGCCAACUGGAUCUUUGCCCUGGCUGGAGGAAUGUUCUUGUAUAUUUCUCUGGCGGAUAUGUUCCCUGAGAUGAAUGAGGUGAGCCAAGAGGACGAGAGGAAGGGCAGUAUGCUGGUCUCCUUUGUCAUCCAGAACCUGGGCCUCUUGACCGGAUUCACCAUCAUGCUGCUGCUCACAAUGUAUUCAGGGCAGAUCCAGAUUGGGUAGAGCCCUGCCAUGUGCCAGUGGACUCCGAAGUGGGGCCCUUCGCUGCCCGAUCCCUGGCCCGAGGACUCAGCAUCUGCAAUAUACCACCGGAGAGGCAUCAGUUUCUUUUGAAAACUGGGCCACAGACUAUAUGCCCGCAUCCAGGUGCUGGCCGUUGUCGCCCUGCUCAGUCCUAGGCAUACACUGCCCGGACAACUGGUCCCUGGGCAGUGCCUCUCCCCCGGCCCCUCCCUCUCUGCCCCAGCAGCUCUGGAACCCAAAUCCCACUUAGAAGAUAAGCCUCACUUUUUGCCUCUGACGACCCGGCCUUCUUUCUCUUUGAACCAGCACUGAGAGAUUUUGAAUUCUGAUUUACCACACAUGCACAAAUCUAGCCAUGGGGCCCAGCUCGGCUAGAGAUACCAGGAGCUGAAUCUGUAAUUUGGGGCCGACAAAUCUAAAUCUCCCAUGCCAGACGCCUUCAGGCGGCCCAUUUUGAGAUUGGAGCUGACCUGUUUUUACAGAGAAGGGGCAGAAGAUGGGGGUCCCUCCUGUGUCCUCCAAGUCAGUUCAGUUGGCUGUCCCUUCUCAGAGAGAAGUGCCGCAGAACACAGGCGGGGUGAGCGAGGAGGGGGCAAAGCAGGAUGGCCACUUAGCCCCUUGGGGAUGCUGGCUGUGGAUGCGUGCUGCUGUCCCCACGUGUCGACUCCGUGGCCCACAUGUCCUCUUCGCAGAAUAACAUGGGAAGAAGGGGGGGGCAGGGGGCCUGCCCGAAAUCCAUUGCUUUGGCGCUGGUCGCUCGGGGCAGUUGGCUGCCCAUCUGGAAGCACACUUCGUGCACAGAAGAGGCUGGUGUUGCAGAGAGACUGCACAAACUGCGCCCCCGUCAAGACCGCUGCAAGCGGGCACGUUGCCUUCGAGGACUGGUGUGCAGUUUAUGCCCUGCCACCUCCUGCCAGGGUCUCCAGGACCGGAAUCCACGCAGGCACGAGUUCGCUCCUGCUCAUGCCACACGUACGUUGGGCCAAGUAGCACGGCACUUUGAGCUACAAGGGCAGACCCCCGGACUGGCACGCAGAUGCUUGUAGAGCAGAGACCCCCGACUCACAGCAGAUGGGGUUCCCACGGCACUCUCUGGGUUACCGCUUCUUCCCUCACUCCCACACCACAAAACAGCCGAGUCUGGUUUUAAAUCGACGAUUAAUCGCCCUCAUCCUCUUCAGAAAGUGGAUGGAGACACGUGUCUGUGAAACCGCGGGUCCGCCUCGGGCACUGGGGAGCUUUCUCCUCAAAACUGGCUUCAGGGGGAGCUCUUCUCCGGGUUCACCAGGUGAACUGAUUUAUUAUUAUCAUAUUGAUAAUGCAAGAGUCUUGGGCCACUUUGGGGGAAGCCGUCUCUCCUGAAGUCUAACUUAGUGGCACCCACACACAGUUGCAGCCCUGGCUGGGGGAGCAGAGGCAGCGUGUGCGGCUGACGGGGGUCUGGCUCUACGCACGUGCUUCCAGGUUUCUGCUUGCUCACACACAGCAGCUUUUCACUAGACUAUGAAUUAAAAGCAUCUGUUUCAUUUUUUCCUUCUUGGGAAACUUCCCUCCAACCAGGAAUAGUCUUGAAAAGAACAUGGGGGGAACUGCUGGUCACCUUUUAUCAGUCUCACGCCCUGUCUCCUGCUCUUGCUGUUGACUGAGGGGUCUGCAGACGGAGAGGAAAGUGGAGCUCUUAAGAGUCUAGAUUAAAUGUCAGGCUCGACCCCUGAUGGGAUUCUGAUCCACGUUUACCAAAGAACCAAUUCCUUAAAGGAUGGAAUCGAAUUUUGUGUUUAUAUUCUCUUCAUUGUUACUGUUUGAAAACAAUCCUUUGUCUCUUGUGUUUUUUUUUUCCUCAACAACAAAAAAUGCUUCUAGGAGCCAGCAGAAAGUAACACUAAAAACUAAGACUUUAGGAAAGUCUUGCUUGACUUAACUCACCUGGAUAUAUUCCCUUGAUAAUUUUAGCAUUCCCUGUCCACCCUGUCAUUGCUUAAACAUAAUGUUUGCCUGGGGUAGAGCACUGAGGGUUUGUGGCUUUCUAGUGUAGGAGCACUAAAUAAAAACCUAGACUAUGAAAUAGGAUGGUGCUUUCCUUUCCUCCAUACCUGUCUCCUAAGAGCUCCUCAUGGACAGUGGCCUCCCAGGGACAUGGUCUAAACUGUGAUUGGUGCCAGCAUCUUGGGACUCUUGGGGACUGGAGACACUGAGAUGGCCCAACUGAUUGGAUGUUGCCUUCGGGAAGAGAUUUGCCUCCUGACUUGAGUGGUUGGCCAUUUCUUUUUGUCUUUUUAAGUGUAGAACUUGCUGUUUUAAGCAUUUGUACAUAUUAGAAGUCUAAGAAGCAGCAAAUGAUCUGGAGGAAUUUUUCACCCGUGACAUUAGCAUCGUGAAACUCUUUCUUCUCAGGCCGGACCAGGUCCUGUUAGCUUCAGAAGGAAGGUAUGUGGAGGAGGGCUCACUGGAGAGAGGGGCUCUGCUCCUGAUCGCCCUCGCCCCAGGAUGCAGGUUGCCUUCUGUCCUUACUCCCCAAAGGUAGUUUGGGUUUAGUGUCGAUUUGGGAUUACCCCUUAUUGGUCCUUCCCCCUCUGGUUCAAAAAAAGAAAGUCUCUCGGUUGGAUAUCUUGAAGUCUAUUUUUCAGUGAGUCCCCAAGUCCCCUUUCAAAUAUAUGCUGGAAAUCUGCUUUGUAAAAAAAAAGUCUUUGAUCUUUGCAAAAGCUAGAGGUUGGGUCUUUAUUGUCCAUAUUUCCCUUUACAGUUCUGCAAUUCCAUCACAGUAUUUUUUUUUUUUAAUAACUCAGGUGUUUAAGAGAAGAAAUUAGAAAAGAAAAUAACUUAUGUGGACUGUAAAUGUUUUAUUUGUAAAAUUCUAUAAAUAAAGCUAUAUUCUGUAA